GGAUUUUGGGCAACAUUAGUCCGUGAUUGUCCUGCUUUUGGCAUCUAUUUCGCUUCAUACGAAUGGAUGUCACGAAGUAUGAGCAAAGAUGGCAAAAUGGAGUCACUUACUGGACCUCAAUUGCUUUUUGCUGGUGGUGCCGCUGGUAUGUUAUCGUGGUUGUUCAACUAUCCCUCCGAUGUCGUUAAGACGCGGUUUCAAGCUAACGACAACUACAAAAGUUACCUGCACUGUAUACAGAGCACUUAUAGAGAAGGUGGCAUGCGAAUGUUCUACACUGGUCUCGGCUCUACUUUAUUACGGUUAGAGCUGAAUCCCUUAGUUUUCCGUGAAAACCCAUAUUUUACCAAUAUUAACUGUCAUUAUACCUGUAUUGCUAUUCAUUCAUUGAAUUCUCAUCUUUUGCAGAGCUUUCCCUUCUAA
Molecule: messenger RNA, 423 nt
Organism: Strongylus vulgaris
Lineage: Eukaryota; Metazoa; Nematoda; Chromadorea; Rhabditida; Strongylidae
Source: the annotation of a GenBank genome assembly